This is a messenger RNA of Thecamonas trahens ATCC 50062, 672 nucleotides long. RefSeq lists its product as uncharacterized. Bases 1 to 672 code for a protein of 223 amino acids. Lineage: Eukaryota; Apusomonadida; Apusomonadidae. The transcript is spliced from 2 exons. The record is from RefSeq and is a predicted model, not a curated record.
AUGAGCUCGCGGGUGAUGAUGCUGGUGGUCCUGGUAGUGGUGGCUCUGGUGGCGCUGGGGGCGUGCUCAAGCGCCUCAGCCGCUACCCUUCGACUUGCCAACAUCGGCUACUCUCGCGGCGAUGACGUCUUCCGUGGCCUCGGCGCCAUGGCUGCGGGCCGCAACGAGCGCGCUUGUGGCUCGGGCAACACACCGGCGAUUGAUCUUUAUAGGGCGCGAGUUGCUCGGCUGCCGGACGAUGCUGACGCUAAGGUCUUUGACGCAGCCGUCGUCUGGUUCGAGGUUGCCGAGUGCGAGGCUAGCGGCUCGGUCCGGGCCGUCAUGGCGCUUGCCAACGGGCCGCAGAGCGAUCCCGACUAUGCCAACCGCACCGAUCUGGCUGUCGUUGGUACCGCCGGCGAUGUUAUACCGGCAGCAUGCGGCUCGGGCGCCAACGGCAACAUCACCUUUACGCUGCCGUCCGACACACUGCUCGGCCCGUACACGCUCCAAAUCGAGUACACCUACACGCCGCCCACCUCCACCAACGGCACUGCCCCGCCACCGACCGUCAUCAUCCAGUGUGCCGAUGUGACGGUGGACAAGUUCAAGUCUGCUGCAUCCGCCCUCGCGCCCUCCGUCUCGGCCACUCUUCUCCUUGCCCUCACCCUUGCCAUCACCCUAUCGAUCUAG